AAGGGAGGCCUCAUUCUUUUUCCAUUUCCAGUCCAGUUGGGGCUUUUAACAAAACCAAAAUAAUAGAAAGAUCCCUGUGACUAGAAAGACUAGUAAGAUGUUUGAGAGGGAAUUGUAGCAAAGUAAAUCCUGUUUUCUAAUAGUUCAUUCCCAGGAAAGCAUUUGUGGUAUUGUAGUUUGAAAAUAUUUAGGACAAGGCUAAGAGAGAGCAUAAUUCUUGUAGAUCUUUUCUAAUAUUGUCAAACAUUACUUAAGUCUGAAUAAUAGUACCAUUCAAGUUUAUGGGACCAGUAAAAAAAAAAACCAACCUAAAUCUAGUGCCAAAAUAAAUCAUUUCUGGUGUAUGCUGUUGUCAUGGAUUGAGAGACUGCAUACACUUAACUUAAUAAUGCUAAGGCACUGACUCCUAAGUAAUUUAGUUCUAUAUACAUCCAGACUCUAUGAGUAUUUAUUCAGAAGUAAUUUCCACUCUGCCCAGUAGUUCUUUCUGCAACACAAGCCUGCCUAGGAUUGCACCUCUUUUGUUUACCCUUUUCUUUCAAUGCAUGCAUACAGGUGCUGUGAGAAUCUGAAUGGAUGGUACUUAAACCAGAUGCCUCAUUUACUGUCUAAUAUCUGCAUUUUUUUAUCUGUGGUAUCAGAAACCAGGUUAGCAGUUGGAUCCUUUUCAUAUUUACUCAGAAGUAAAUCCUACCAUGUUCAGUGGUCCUAGAACAGCUACAAUCCUAUGUAUACGUAUUUGGGAGAAAGCCCCAUUAAGCUAUUAGUGGGAUUGAUUGCAGUAUAAGCAUACACUGGAUGCUACUGCAAAUCCAGAGUCCUAUGCAUCUUUCCUCGGAGGUAAAUCAUGCUGAACUCAGCGAGGCAUUCUUCAAGCUAAAUGUGCAAAGGAUUGCAAACUAGGCUUUUUACACCAGGAGGCUCCGCGCAGGUGUGCUGAGUGACUCUUGGUAAGAGAGCUGGUUAGUUCCCGCGCUGGCCAAGGCCCGCCCAGUGGGGUAUUUAAGCAGCUUCCAAGAAGGGCCAGACCUGGGGGCGCGCAUUAUGGCUACCUUGGUGGACGAAGCCAUGGAGAGCUACGUGUAUCCCUCCUACAACCCCUAUUCCUACCGCUACCAGCCGCCCAAAGGCAAAGGAGGACAGGGCCCUUGGAGGCAGCGGGGCGGCUACUUCUCCGGCUAUGGUGAGACGGCGGCGGUGGCGGCCGCAGCUGCGGAAUACUUCGACAACUACCAGCGGGCGCAGCUGAAAGCCAUCCUGUCGCAGGUGAACCCCAACCUGACGCCGCGCUUGCGGAAGGCCAACACCAAGGAGGUGGGUGUGCAGGUCAACCCGCGCCAAGACGCUUCGGUGCAAUGCUCGCUCGGGCCGCGGCCGCUGCUGCUGCGCCGUCGAACGACCAGCAUGGAGCAGGAGCAAGGCAGCCCGGUCACCGGCAGCAUCCGGCCCGUGCGCUUCCCCAGGACCAUCGCCGUCUACUCGCCGGUGGCCUCGCGCCGCCUCACCACUUUCCUCGAGGAGCCCGAGCCUCCAGAGCCGCUGGCUUCGCCGCAGCGGGAAGCGGACGCGGACACCGCUGCUGCCGUCCGCGCCAGCUGGGAGAAACCCGAGGGGGGUCUCGCCGAGGAGCAGCGGCGGCCCCAGAAGGAAGAGAGCGAGGAGUCAUGCCCGCUGCCUGUGGGCGAGGAAGAGCUGCCCACCAAGCUGCAGGGGGAGGCGCCAGCGCAGGAGAAGAGCGAAGCGGACGGCGCCUCUCGGGCCGCUGGAAAAUGCGUGGCGCAGCAGCAGCAGCCCCAGGAGGACUCCGGGCAGAGUAAGACGCGCGUGCGCUUCCAGUUCCUAGAGCAGAAGUAUGGCUAUUACCACUGCAAGGACUGCAAUAUCCGCUGGGAAAGUGCCUAUGUGUGGUGUGUGCAGGGCACAAACAAGGUUUACUUUAGGCAGUUCUGUCGUACUUGCCAGAAAUCCUACAAUCCCUACCGUGUGGAAGACAUUACCUGCCAAAGUUGCAAGCAGACAAGGUGCACUUGCCCUGUGAAACUGCGCCAUGUAGAUCCCAAGAGACCCCAUCGUCAGGAUUUGUGUGGAAGAUGUAAAGGCAAACGUCUCUCUUGUGAUAGUACAUUUAGUUUCAAAUACAUUAUUUGAAAAAGAUGAUAGUAAAAUAGGUCUCAGGAUAAAAUUGCAAGUAGCAGAUAUUUUGUUUGGAAAGAGCAGGCUGCAGCAAUGGAAAGCUUGUCAAUAAGGCUGUGGUAAAGCCAUUGCAAAUCGUAAUGCAACCUCCUGUCUACCUCAUUUGUUGUAAUUGUAUUAAGGGGAAGGGAAUUUGCUUGGCAUACUGUGAGAACUAGAUUUUAUUUUGGUAUGGUACAAAUGGUUUAAACAAGGUCAAUAACUGAAAUUAUUUUUUAUGGGGGGAGGGAUGAGACCUAUUUAAAACUGCCCUGUCCACUGGGUGGGAUAAUAUGUGGGCAGUCUCUUUGCUUAUUAGCUGCUUUCCAUAGCAAGAGGUUUAUGUAGAAACAAAUGUACCCUGAGUGAUCAGAAACUAGGAAAUGCAACUGUACACUGAAGCUUCACAGUGACAAUUGCCCCAGGCAGGCAUAGUUAAAAGGAAAUGGAUUUAAGUCCAAUACUUUCACAAAUUUAAACCAUCAUAGGACUGACGUGGAAAUGGGGAAGCGACCAGUGAAUUGCAAAAUGCUGGAAGUUGUGUGGUGAAUUGUAGAUAUGUGCAGCUGCAGUGUAUAUCUGAAUGUAUGGAGUGAAACUAGGUAAUUCAGGAUCCCACUUGUAUGCAUAGCUGAAUAUUUGUAGUUUUAAUGGGGACACUGUUUCAAAAGCAUGCCCAUUAAAGAGUAAUUUUGUAGGCAAGUAGCGGUAAGUCAAAUGGCUGGCCAUCCAGAAUUUUCAGAGGUCAGUAUUUGUUUCGUUCUGAGCUAAGAUGGUGACUGUCAUGUAUCUAAAUAUACCGGAUACUUUUCUUGAGCAAAUGUCUGUGUGUGUGUGUACAUAUAUAUAAAUAAAAUGAUUGUAGUCAUUCA
Molecule: messenger RNA, 3044 nt
Organism: Varanus komodoensis (Komodo dragon)
Lineage: Eukaryota; Metazoa; Chordata; Lepidosauria; Squamata; Varanidae
Gene: ZAR1
Product: zygote arrest 1
Exons: 5
Coding region: 1045-2148 (367 amino acids)
Biological process (GO): translation
Cellular component (GO): cytoplasm
Molecular function (GO): mRNA base-pairing post-transcriptional repressor activity
Source: RefSeq, a predicted model, not a curated record